Malus domestica (apple) is the source of this 897-nucleotide messenger RNA. NCBI's taxonomy places the organism in Eukaryota, Viridiplantae, Streptophyta, Magnoliopsida, Rosales, Rosaceae. The record is from RefSeq and is a predicted model, not a curated record.
AUGACUACUGUGUUCAUGAAGGAUGCGAAUGCUUUAGGAAUCAUUCAAAAUGCAGUAUCUGAUCAGAUUUUCCCUCGAAUUGCUAAUGCUGAUUCAUCUAAGAUAGCAUGGGAUCUCUUGUUCGGCGAAUACCAUGGUGGUGAUCAGGUUAGAUCUGUAAAACUUCAGAAUCUUAGACGGGAAUUUGAGUAUGCUAGAAUGCGAGAUGAUGAGUCCCUAUCUAGUUAUCUUACAAGAUUGAAUGAACUAAUUAAUCAGAUGAGAACAUUUGGUGAAUCUCUUUCUAAUAAGAGACUUGUGCAGAAGGUUCUAAUUCGUCUGAGUAAACCGUAUGAUUCUAUUUGCUUGGUUAUAGAAAACACAAAGUGUCUAGAGACUGUAGAAUUGCAGAAAGUAGUUGCAAUCUUGAAGAGUCAAGAACAACAGUUCGAUUUACAUAAUGUUGAUACCAUUGAGAAGGCAUUUGCAUCAUUCUCAGUGAGUCCAAAAGGGCAAAAUAAGAGUGAGACUAAAUCUGGUCCAUCGAAAUUUAAGAAGAAUUGGAGUUCUAAGGAGAAGAAAUGGGAUUCAAAGCCUCGAUAUAAGGGGAAGCCCAAAUGCUAUAAUUGUGAUAAGUUUGGUCACUGGGCUAGAGAAUGCACUGCAGGAAAUAUGGUGCAAAAGGCAAAUUCUGUAAAUCAAGUGGAAGUGACAAGAAAUUUGUUCUAUGCUAAUUGUGCAAUUUCAGAGACAAAUGUCAAUGGGAAUGCUAAUCUUCUUGUUGAUAUAAGGACAAAUGUUGCUGGAAAGGUACAAAUGCCCACUAGUGCAUUAGUAAAUGUUGCUGGAAUGGGUUCUUUGGAAAUUAACAUUAACAAAGGGAAGAAGUACAUUAGGGAAGUCAUGCACUUGCCAUGA